UUCCCUCGUAGCCCUGACAGGGGAACACAGCUCCCUCCACCCCUCCCUCUCCUCCCCCUGAACCUCUGAGCCUCAGGGUGAGAUGUCAGUCCCCGCUCAGCUGCUGUGAGUGAGAUGUUCUCCAUGUUGACGGGUCGCUUUUCAGAGGAGACGUCGUUCACUGUCCUUUUUUCACUCUCCUGCUGUUCAGAAUUUAUAACCUUCAUUUUUAUUAGAAACUUUGCGUCGGGAAACUCCCUUUGACACGUCUGAUGGCACGGUGGAUCAUACUUUUGUUUUCUUUAUACGGAGUUCUGCACGGACAAGAAAUUCAGCCUCCUACACUCCAAGAGUGCUGUCAGGAUGGGAGGGAUAGGGCCCACGGAGGACAAGACUGUACAAUUCUCCCUCUCAUCUCCUCUUUCCAGACCUGCAGGAUCACCCAGGAGCAGUGCUGUACAGCAGCAGUAGCAGACCGACUCUGUGACAAUGGCAUUACGAUGGCCAGAGGACAAGGGGCUUGUGAGAGGCCCUUCUUCCAAGGAGACCCUUGGGAAACCAAAAUAUCUAAGGCGUGCUGUGACUGCUGUUCGCUUGGUCUGAUGCUAGCCAGCCGUGGCUCGAGCUGCGAGCUUCAGAAUUUGUUGCUGGGGAGACAGUGUGCACACACGGCUAGAAUUUGCUGUGGCAAGAACACAACAGAGGAAACCAAACCAAAAGCUGAAGUACCAACAACAAAGAAGCCUGAGGCGAACGUUACUGCCAAGCCCACAGAGGAAUCCCGUACCUGUAAAGACUCCAACUGCUCCCAGUUGUGUGUAGGUAACGGUACAUGUGCUUGUCAUGAUGGGUAUCAACUGCAAAAGGAUGGAGUGAAGUGUGAGGAUGUUAAUGAGUGUCUGACAGCGAGUCACAACUGUGUGUACGGCCAAGUUUGCAUCAACACAGAGGGCUCCUUUCGCUGUCAGAGGGAGACUGGUUGUGGCACUGGGUAUGAGCUCACUGACAACAACCACUGUCAAGACAUAGAUGAGUGUGCUUUGGGGACCCAUAACUGUGGGGUAGACUUCCUUUGCACCAACACAGCGGGCUCGUUCCGCUGCCGCCCGAAAGAGAGGUGUGGAGGUGGUUUCAUCCAGGAUGCUGCCGGCAGCUGUAUCGAUAUAAAUGAGUGUGUGGCUCACACCAACCCAUGCCUGCCAGGCCAGACUUGUGUCAACACAGUGGGCUCCUAUACUUGUCGCAGGAACUCAGUGGCCUGUGGAAGAGGCUAUCAUCAGACUGUGGAUGGCACACGUUGUGAAGAUGUAGAUGAGUGCCGUACAGGAAACGUGUGUGUUGGCCACGGUUGUGUAAACCUGCUGGGCUCGUUCCGCUGUGAAUGCAAAAUUGGUUUCACUUUCAACAGCCUUACCAAAACGUGUGAAGAUAUCAAUGAGUGCAGGCACUAUCCUGGGCGGCUCUGCGCCCACAAAUGUGACAACACUGAGGGGUCCUACAUAUGCAGCUGCACCACUGGCUUCAGACUGUCCCAUGAUGGCAGAAACUGUGAAGAUGUCAACGAGUGUGACGCAAACCCUUGCAGCCAGGAAUGUGCCAACGUCUACGGCUCCUACCAGUGCUACUGUCGACGUGGUUACCAGCUGAGUGACUUCGAUGGUAUAACGUGUGAAGAUAUUGAUGAGUGUGCUCUGCCGACUGGAGGUCAUGUGUGCUCGUUCCGCUGUGCGAAUGCUCCAGGAAGUUUUUAUUGUACCUGCCCUCCAACGGGAUACACUCUAGCCUCCAAUGGACGCACAUGCCAAGACAUUGAUGAAUGUGCAGCUGGGAGCCAUACCUGUUCUGUCUCUGAAACCUGCUUCAACAUCCAGGGAGGUUUUCGCUGUCUGUCCUAUACAUGCCCUGCAAACUUCCGGCAAGCAUCAAGGGGACAAGAUGCUUCUGUCAGUGUGCGUUGUAUUAAGGCCUGCCAGCUCAACGACAUCGGCUGCAACCUAGACCCCAUCCACCUCAUCACCCACACCAGCCUGUCACUGCCAACCUUCAGAGACUUCACUGAGCCAGAGGAAAUAGUUUUCCUGCGGACAGUUGCAGUGGCUAACCCUGCUCCUCUACCCGAUGCCACUGAUGUUUUCUUCGAUAUCCUGGCUGCAGAUCCUCAGUUCUCUUUCGAUGUGCAGAAGAGCUCCCACCAAGGCAUGAUCAUGGGUGUGGUUCGGCAGGUAAAACCUAUCGUUGGCCCCAGGAACCUUGUAAUGGAGGUGGCCAUGAACUAUGUCAAGUCAGGAGUCAUAUCCCAUCGCAAUGUCGUCAUCAUCAACGUCUUCAUUUCUGAGUUUUGGUUCUGAGCUGAGCUAAGAGGUGAAUACAAAACAACAUCAACAAUACAACAAGUAAUAUAUGGAGGAGGCUCCACACCUACAUUUCUACAAUUUUACAAUUCUACAAUUUCAUUUAGCGGACGCUUUUGUCCUAGGCGACGUACAACACAAGCAAGAAUUUAGACUGGACGGCAAAACCUUAGUAAGUGCGACAAAGUGCCUCAAGUUGAUUGGCCACAGGUUCUGCCGUCUAGUGCCACCUCUGUUGCAAAACACUGUAAAACACCUCAAAAGCAAUGCUGUGUCAUGCAAGAUAGAUUACUAUAUAAUAAAUCACUGGAUUGUGUCGAUUUUCUACUGUUAGAUGUACCGAAAUGUUUGAGGAGGGCGCGUUGCAACUUGUUCAUGCUUUAGGUUCUGACAGCUCUUGCUAUUUCACUGCAGUAUUGACCAAUAGAGCAAAACAUGCAAUCAAAACAUACCGGGCUAAUUGCCUAUUGCUUUGAUUAGCUUGCAAGCAGAUCUUUGGGGCUUUUACAAGGCAAGGCAACUUUAUUGGUAUAGCGCAUUUCAUACACGAGGGCAACUCAAUGUGCUUUACAUUAAAACAUUAAAAGCAUUGGAAACAUUCAGACAAGCAUAAAAGAGCACAAUUAAAAUGACAGAUACAAUAAAGCAGAAAAGAAAAGGAUUAUUAGAAAUAUUUAUUGGAAGUAAAUUUAAAAUGUGCAUUUAAAGUGAGUUAAGAUAAGCUAAGAUAGGAAGGCAGUGUCAAAUGAAAAAGUCAUAAGUCUUAACCCUUACAGAGGGUUUUGCUUUUUGCUAAGGCUUGUAUGCUAAAAAGAUUGGAAUAACUUACAUGCAACUGUUAAGCUAGUAUGUUGUCCACUAAGAGAUGCAGUAUAAAGACAUGUUCAUCCAGUUAACAUCUUAGUUUACCAUGUUAGUAAGUUUGCUAAUUGCUGGUUAAUGCUAACUUCAUAUGUGGCUAAGGAGAAUGUUGUAUCUGAUCAUAGACUGUAUAAAAUAUGGACGUAGUAUCCGUGACGUCACCAAUCUGUUUCUGAAGAGCUGUUUUGAGGCCAAUCGUUGAAAGCAGUCAUAUUGCUGCUGUCGAGCAAUUGUGACGUAAGGAGGCGGGCUUUGAGCCUCCGAGCCAACAGCUACAGUGUUCCCGCCUGUCAGUCAAGUCAGCUGUGCCUCUCAUUGGAAGACUCGUAAUCUCAAUAUCUUUGAAAUUACAGCAUUUGAAAAAAAUUCACCCCUCGUACAGUGUGUGCCAAUCGAGAAAUGAGCUAUCCAGACUACACACGUUUUUUGUACCAGGCUGUAACGUGUUUAUUUCUGCUGUAAAGAUCGGCUUUUUUUAAUUGGUGUGUAUGUGGUUUCUGGUACUUCUGGAGCCAGCCUCAAGCGGAUCCUGGAUGAACUGCAGUUUUUAACACUUCUGCAUUGGACUCAUUUUUUUAGACCGGAGGUUGCCGCUUGUAUCUGAUCCAAAAAAUAGUUUUCAUAACACAAAAAAUUCUCUUUUGUCACUUUAUAAGAGCUGAAAAAAAUCAAGUAUUAUAAAAACAAAGUGGUUUUAUACCCUUAACCACUGUCUACUGUAUUAACUUUGAAUAAUGUUUGUUAUAACGAGUGCCAUAUUUCAUUUUUACCAUUGGUUGACUUGUUGAACUUUUUGAUACUUGCUCCUUUACAUUGAUUUUGACAGACCAGCUGUAAUAUGCUUCAUUUGAUAAUAAAAUACUACAUGUAUUGA
This is a messenger RNA of Notolabrus celidotus (New Zealand spotty), 4065 nucleotides long. RefSeq names its product fibulin-1-like. Gene Ontology annotation, biological process: extracellular matrix organization. The record is from RefSeq and is a predicted model, not a curated record. Lineage: Eukaryota; Metazoa; Chordata; Actinopteri; Labriformes; Labridae. Gene Ontology annotation, cellular component: extracellular region. The transcript is spliced from 17 exons. Gene Ontology annotation, molecular function: calcium ion binding; peptidase activator activity. The coding region runs from base 252 to 2327 and encodes 691 amino acids.